AUGGAGCAAAAAAUUGAUUCUGACCUCCAGCUGGCUUCCAGGAAGAAUCGGGUGUCCCGCGGAUGCGCUGCCUUUGUUUGCUUUGGUCGCGCUUCUGGAGGACUCGAGGGCCCCUCCCCACCCAAAGUGGGUCCUGUCCAGCAGCAGGAUAUUGUGGCAGUGUCUCCUGCUGUUUCUGACAAGAAUGAGGAUUCUAGUGGGGAGGGUAAUUUUCAUGAGACAUCAAAUGAAACAGUUAGCGAGGUCCCUGGUUUUGAGAGGAGGAAAGUGCAGUGGACAGAUGCACACGGGAAAGAACUUGUUGAGGUCAGGGAGCUUGAACUCAGGUAUGGGUUCUUUGCAUUGAAAUUGUAA
Molecule: messenger RNA, 354 nt
Organism: Macadamia integrifolia
Lineage: Eukaryota; Viridiplantae; Streptophyta; Magnoliopsida; Proteales; Proteaceae
Exons: 2
Coding region: 1-354 (117 amino acids)
Source: RefSeq, a predicted model, not a curated record